Molecule: messenger RNA, 3069 nt
Organism: Mastomys coucha (southern multimammate mouse)
Lineage: Eukaryota; Metazoa; Chordata; Mammalia; Rodentia; Muridae
Gene: Mpp3
Product: membrane palmitoylated protein 3
Exons: 19
Coding region: 443-2203 (586 amino acids)
Cellular component (GO): plasma membrane; cell-cell junction
Molecular function (GO): protein binding
Source: RefSeq, a predicted model, not a curated record
GAUCCAGUGCAGCCUCUCUUCCUCGAUUGGCUUUGAAGCUCCAGCCCCUGGCACAGUGCCUGGCACUUGCGGAGCUCUCAAUCGAUGUUUGCAAAAUCGGAUUCUCAGCGGAGCAGGUGUCCACGGGGAACCGGUGCGCAGGGCGGGGGCUGCGAGGGGGGCCUGCGGGGCCGCGCUCCGCCCCUUCGGGUCCGCGCCGCGCCCCCGCCCCCGCCCGUGCGCGCUGCCCCGACCCCGCGCGCCGCGGCAGGGAGGGGCCGGCGGAGGCGGAGCCAGCAGCGGCGGAGGCUGGUGGCUCCCGCGCGGCUCCGGGUCACCGAUCCCAGAUCCUGGCGCGACGAGAGGUCACAAGCAGAUCCAGGUGAUGUGUGUUCAUUGCUGAAAGACUCCUCUCCCACCCACACAAACUGUAGGGACAGCUGGGGACCUGCUGGGCACAGGCAUGCCAGUACUGUCUGAAGACUCGGGUUUGCAUGAGACCCUGGCACUCCUCACCUCUCAGCUCAGGCCUGACUCCAACCACAGGGAGGAGAUGGGCUUCCUCAGAGAUGUCUUCAGUGAGAAGAGCCUUAGUUAUUUAAUGAAGAUUCACGAGAAACUCCGCUAUUAUGAGAGGCAGAGUCCAACCCCAGUCCUACACAGCGCCAUGGCCCUUGCUGAAGAUGUGAUGGAGGAGCUGCAGGCUGCCUCCGUGCACAGUGAUGAGCGAGAGCUGCUGCAGCUGCUGUCCACCCCCCACCUCAGGGCUGUGCUCAUGGUCCACGACACAGUUGCCCAGAAGAAUUUCGAUCCUGUUCUGCCCCCUCUGCCCGAUAAUAUCGAUGAGGAUUUUGAAGAGGAGUCGGUGAAGAUUGUCCGCUUGGUGAAGAAUAAGGAGCCCCUGGGUGCCACUAUCCGAAGGGAUGAGCAUUCGGGGGCUGUCGUGGUGGCCAGGAUCAUGCGAGGGGGUGCGGCAGAUCGGAGCGGUCUGGUCCAUGUUGGUGACGAGCUCCGAGAGGUGAAUGGGAUCACUGUCCUGCACAAGCGUCCAGACGAGAUCAGCCAAAUUCUGGCCCAAUCCCAGGGAUCCAUCACCCUCAAGAUCAUCCCUGCCACACAGGAGGAAGACCGCUUCAAAGAGAGCAAGGUAUUCAUGCGUGCCCUCUUCCACUAUGACCCCCGGGAGGACCGUGCCAUCCCCUGCCAGGAGGCUGGCCUGCCCUUUCAGCGGAGGCAGGUCCUGGAGGUGGUGAGCCAAGAUGACCCCACCUGGUGGCAGGCCAAGAGAGUGGGCGACACUAACCUUCGAGCUGGCCUCAUCCCCUCCAAGCAGUUCCAGGAGAGGCGGCUGAGCUACCGGAGAACCACUGGCACCAUACCAAGCCCCCAGAACUUCAAAAAGCCCCUCUAUGAUCAGCCUUGUGACAAAGAGAACUGUGACUGUGAUGGGUACUUCAAAGGACACUAUGUGGCUGGUCUUCGGAGAAGCUUCCGGCUGGGCUGCAGGGAGAGGCUGAGUGGCUCACAGGAAGCAAAGGGCCCUGCAGCAGGCGCUGAGUCUCAGGUGCUGCUGACCUACGAGGAAGUGGCCAGGUACCAACACCAGCCUGGGGAGCGGCCCCGCCUGGUGGUUCUCAUUGGGUCCCUGGGAGCCCACCUCCACGAGCUGAAGCAAAGGGUGGUGGCUGAGGACCCCCAGCAUUUUGGUGUUGCUGUUCCACACACCACCAGGCCCCGGAAGAGCCAUGAGAGAGAAGGGGUGGAGUAUCAUUUUGUCUCCAAGCAAGCAUUUGAGGCCGACAUACAUCACAACAAGUUCCUGGAGCAUGGCGAAUACAAGGAGCAUCUCUAUGGCACCAGCCUGGAGGCCAUUCAGGCUGUUAUGGCCAAAAACAAAGUUUGUUUGGUGGAUAUAGAACCAGAAGCACUAAGACACCUGAGGACGCCAGAGUUUAAGCCCUAUGUUAUAUAUGUGAAGCCUGCAAUUCAGGAGAAAAGGAAGACACCACCGGUGUCCCCAGACUCUGAGGACGCAGCAUCUCCACUUGAUGAACAGCAGCAAGAGAUGGCCGCCUCUGCUGCCUUCAUUGAUCAGCACUAUGGGCACCUGAUAGAUACUGUGCUCGUGAGGCAGGACCUGCAAGGUGUCUGCAGCCAGCUCAGAGCUGUCAUAGAGACGCUGAGCAAGGACACUUCCUGGGUACCCAUCAGCUGGGUGAGGUAACUUCACCCCAUAGCAUCCAGUCUGGAGGGACCUUGAAGACCACAGAGUCCAGCCUCCCUCAUGGACCGUCAAGGAAUCUCAAGUGCAGAGAGGAACAGGUCCCACAAACCAUCGCCACCGAGCAUUAGUGGAAAGCCUUGCGUGGUGUUGGAUUUCUGCUGUUUUGCACUGCAGCCCUUCAUGAGCGGAGCUGAAAGGGGCAGUCCACAGAAUAGCGUGUCAUACAUUAAAGUCUCGCAGGCAAGUUGGCCUUGAUUCUUUGUACCAAAGCUACGUAGCCACUGUCUUUUGGGGGUGGUGGUGGUGAAUUUGUAUGGUGAUGUUUCAGCUUUAUAAAUAUGACACUUCACUGGUCCAGCUUUUUGGAAAUUGUUUUCCACAAGAGGAUCUUCCACGCAACUGAAGACCUUCUUCUGGCUUGCAGCACUGAGAUGUUUGGGUUGUUUUUGGUUUUUGUUUUGUUUUGUUUUGUUUUGGGAGGGUAGUGCUUGCCUGAUGGUAGAGAAAUUAGUUCCCUGCCUUUUCACUUGGUGUGCAUCCAUGUUUUUUCCUGCAAGACAGAGGCACACUUAACGGUCCACAUGGCUCACUAGACCAGUCUCUAAUGCAGCAGUGCCUUCGGGGACUCUUGAGGAAUGUCAGGCUGCCUGUCCCCUUUCUGAAAACCCCCAUGCUCCUGAAAGUGAGUCCUUGAUGUGACUGAUUUGUCCUUUGCUUGCAGCUGUCUCUUUACUGCCUCAGUUCCAGGCUGUCUCUAUUUUCAGACUGGGGCUCCUGUUGUGCUGGAUUGUGAGGGGUCAGAUGACUCCCAUCUGUCAAAGCUCUGUCUAAGCCACAAUAAAUCAGUCCUGUCAAAAGUGCAUAGA